Molecule: messenger RNA, 1765 nt
Organism: Neocloeon triangulifer
Lineage: Eukaryota; Metazoa; Arthropoda; Insecta; Ephemeroptera; Baetidae
Gene: CaBP1
Product: protein disulfide-isomerase A6 homolog
Exons: 7
Coding region: 186-1484 (432 amino acids)
Biological process (GO): response to endoplasmic reticulum stress
Cellular component (GO): endoplasmic reticulum lumen
Molecular function (GO): protein disulfide isomerase activity; protein-disulfide reductase activity
Source: RefSeq, a predicted model, not a curated record
GCCGUCAAAAUAGGAAAACUAAAACUACAGCCAAGGAGACUACAGCCUCUCGGCGCCCACGGUCCCUGAAUCACCAUUAUUUUGCGCGAAUUAAGACACAGCAGCUCGCAAAACAACAUACAAAUCCAUUUACCUGAGACGAUAUUACCCUGAGCCAUUUUCUCUGCUGUGGAGCGGCCGGAAAAAUGCUGUUUUUAGCUCUUGCGGUUGUUUCUGCGUUCACGAGUGCGGCUGCACUCUACCCAUCGUCCUCCGACGUCGUCGAACUCACACCGUCGAAUUUUGACAAGUUGGUCACUCAGAGCGAUGACGUUUGGGUUGUUGAAUUUUUUGCCCCGUGGUGUGGCCACUGCAAGUCGCUCGUUCCGGAGUAUUCGAAGGCAGCCAAAGCCCUAAAGGGAGUGGUAAAGGUUGGUGCUGUCGAUGCCGAUGAACACAAGACCCUGGGCUCAAGGUUCGGAGUCUCCGGCUUCCCAACGAUAAAAAUCUUCGGAAGCAACAAAAAUAAGCCCGAGGACUUCCGCAGCUCUCGAACCGCUCAAGGUAUCGUGGACGCCGCCUUCAAAACCCUCCGGGACAAUGUUGAUGACCGUCUUGGUGGCAAAAGGUCAGGUGGAGGCAGCAGCGGCGGAUCGGGUGAUUCAAAUGACGUGGUCGAACUGACCGACAGCAAUUUUGCUUCCAAAGUUCUCGACUCGGACGACCUUUGGCUGGUCGAGUUUUACGCACCCUGGUGUGGCCACUGCAAAAAUCUUGCUCCUCACUGGGCCAAGGCUGCUACCGAAUUAAAAGGAAAAGUUAAGGUUGGUGCUUUGGAUGCAACGGUUCACACUUCGAUGGCCAGCAGAUACGGUGUCCAGGGAUAUCCCACUAUUAAAAUAUUCAAUGCUGGAAAGAAGGACAGCUCGUCUGUCGAAGACUACAACGGAGGCCGCACUGCUAGUGACAUUGUCAACUAUGCCAUUGACAAACUGGCUGAAAACAUUCCUGCUCCUGAAAUUAAUGAGCUUACUUCAGACGAAGGUUUGAAGGAGGCCUGUGGAGAGCACCCUCUUUGUGUAAUUUCUGUUCUGCCGCACAUUCUUGAUUGUCAGUCCGAGUGCCGAAACGAUUAUCUGAAGAUGCUCAAGGAAAUGGGAGAAAAGUACAAGAAGAAGAUGUGGGGAUGGAUUUGGGCCGAGGCCGGAAAGCAGCCCGCCCUUGAGGAGGUGCUCGAGAUCGGCGGUUUUGGCUACCCUGCUAUGGCAGUUGUGAAUUCAAAGAAGAUGAAGUUCUCCAUCAUGAGAGGCUCCUUCAGCAGAGACGGCAUCAACGAGUUCCUCCGCGAUCUGAGUUACGGCCGCGGCUCCACUGCUCCAGUCAGGGGAGCCGAGUUGCCCAAAAUUGAAAAGUCCGAAGCGUGGGACGGCAAGGACGGCGCCCUUCCGGUCGAGGAUGACAUCGACCUGUCCGACGUCAGCCUGGACGACAAGGACGAGCUGUAAACUCAAAGACUUGAGCAAGAGACUGCCUGAAAAAGUGCUCGAGAGAAUGUUGAAUGCGUGGAAAAUCUCAUCUCCAUGUGUAUGAAAAUAUUUGUAAAAAAUUUAACACCCUCAAGUUCUGGUUUAGUACGGGAGUGGUUCCAAGUGGGCGUUUUGUCACAAAUGUCACAAUUGUGUGUUAAAAUGAGUAUUGAUUGAUUAAUUAUACAAUUAUAUACUUGCAAAACUUUUUAUAUUUUGUCGGGUAUAAAAAUUACAAUAGAUAAUUUCCUGUGCUGAUA